CAGCCACAUCCUACGCAAUCUGAUAUCACUGCUGUAGGACCUUAAGCUCUUGGCUUUUAAACAAAACCUGCUCACUUCUACUGACUUUAUCCUCUGAUCUUCUUAAUCACCAUACUCAACCUCGUAGCAAUUCUAAAAUUCCACUUUACGAGCUGCUAAUAUUGCUUUUCUUGCGACGACUGACUACUAGGUACAUCACUGACGACGUCAUAGCAUUUACUUGUGGUCAGCUUCACCUAUACACCUCUCAAACACACCUCAAGUCCUAAACCUUUCAAAGGAAAAUGAAUCCCUCUGAUGUUCCAGAUGAACCUCCGCCUUCAUACGCUGAGAGUCAGAACCAGCAUAAGAAGCUGCCGGCGCAACCUCCGCCUGCAGCUGUAGCUCCUCCAUCAAAAGCAUCGUCAUCAGCAUCACAAGCUCCUCCAGCUGCCGGCCCCAGCCAACCACCAGCUGUCCCACGCCAAUUCCCGCCGGCGUUCAAUCUCUACUAUCAAGGAUGGCCCAACAAUUCCUAUACACUUGCUGAACACCAAAACCACCCUCUCUAUCUCUACUCCGCACAUUCCGGCCUGAGUGAUCUGCCACCAAUUCUCUUGCACUCUGGUCCAGGCCCGUCAUACUCGCCGCUGGCCUCUGCAAGUUUCAUGUUCAUGAGCGCUAGCUUCGAAGUCGAAUUGCCGCCAGUGCCAGGUUCGGGAGCUCCAUUGGCACGCGAGGUAAUUGAACCAGUAGGUUCACACAGUGGUCUUGGCACAGGCUAUAGCUUUGCUAUUGAAGUCGGACCCGGAGGCAACGGACCACGAGAGAGAUUCGAAUGGAGGCGCUCACGUGGAGAUGUGAUAGCAAGCUUGGGUGGUCACUACUACGGUUGGAAGCUUGUGCGUAUGAAUCAAGGUGCUCCUGGAGGAGGAAAUACGGCAUUUGCGCCAGGUGGCUUCAGAGACAGCCGAGGAAACGAAGUUGUUGCAGCUUGGACGAUGGGCGAUGGAAGAAGUUUGACAAAGGUUGCGCAUUUUCGAUUCAUGGGGACGGGUUUGACAGGACUCCUUGGCGAGAGAUGGGCUAUUAUGGUGGUGAUAACAGGGUUGGCCUUAUUCCACAGAGACCGAAGGUGAUCAGCCUUGACUCUUCUCUCAAAGGCAUGGCUUGCAUCUCGGUCGUAAUUUAUGUACCAUAUACCCCCACUGCACAAUACUAACAUCCUAAUAUGAGCUGCAGGUAUUUUCACAAUAUAACCAUUGUGAUAAGAUUUCUAUUCAGUGUUGUAUGAUGCUCCUGAGGUGUAACUACACUUUAUGGAGAAUGUGUCUCUAGAUUCUCUGUGAUCCAUACG
Fusarium redolens is the source of this 1336-nucleotide messenger RNA. RefSeq lists its product as uncharacterized. The record is from RefSeq and is a predicted model, not a curated record. Bases 285 to 1118 code for a protein of 277 amino acids. The transcript has a single exon. Lineage: Eukaryota; Fungi; Ascomycota; Sordariomycetes; Hypocreales; Nectriaceae.